Messenger RNA from Aspergillus steynii IBT 23096, 580 nucleotides. RefSeq lists its product as uncharacterized. The coding region runs from base 1 to 513 and encodes 170 amino acids. The transcript is spliced from 2 exons. The record is from RefSeq and is a predicted model, not a curated record. Gene Ontology annotation, biological process: protein phosphorylation. Gene Ontology annotation, molecular function: protein kinase activity; ATP binding. NCBI's taxonomy places the organism in Eukaryota, Fungi, Ascomycota, Eurotiomycetes, Eurotiales, Aspergillaceae.
AUGACUAGCAUCGCAAUCUCUGAGAUAACCUUUGCUGAAACGAUCAGGAAGGGAUCAGUGUCAUGUAUCUACCGCGUCAGUUGGGAUGGUAAAGAUUGCAUCUUGAAAGUGUUUCACACCCCCGAGCCCGGGUCCUAUUUCCUCCGUAAAAUUCGCACUCGAAAACGAGAAACCGUCCCAUUCAAAUGCGAAAGCACUGCAUACACACGACUAAAAGAACAGGGCUUAUGCGACCGAGGGAUCAUCCCAGAUUUCUACGGACUGGUGGAGCAGAUCAAACCCGAUGACCACCUACCAUACCUGGAAGAUUUUCUCGAGGAUACUGAAUAUCCGAAUGCGAUUCUGAUCGAGUACGUCCCAGACAUUGCCAUGAUCGAUCCAUCGAACUUUUCAGCGCAACGCACCCAUAAGCUUCGUGACAUACUGUCGGAGAUCCACCAAGCCGGGGUGUAUCACGCAGAUCCAUAUCCUCGCAACAUGAUGGUCCAGGCAACUUCUGACAGAGUCCUGUGAAUUGACUUCGACAGUGCGCAAAUGUUCAUUAUAGAUGCAGUGGAACAGUAUCAGUCGGAGUGGUUGG